Fimicolochytrium jonesii is the source of this 216-nucleotide messenger RNA. RefSeq lists its product as uncharacterized. Bases 1 to 216 code for a protein of 71 amino acids. The record is from RefSeq and is a predicted model, not a curated record. The transcript has 3 exons. Lineage: Eukaryota; Fungi; Chytridiomycota; Chytridiomycetes; Spizellomycetales; Powellomycetaceae.
AUGGUUCUCGUCGUCAACAGACAGCAAGUGCUGAAGCUGUACAAGGAGCUUCUUAUCUCCGCGAAGCUUCUCAAAUACACCGACAAGGACUAUUACAAGAGGAGGGUACGAGAAGCCUUUCGGGAGAAUCAAAAUGUGGCAGAUCCGGCGAGGCAGGAACGACUGUAUCUGAGAGGAACCUUUAUUCUCGAGAACAAAAUGGGCGGUCUGCUUUGA